CAGGCUGUGAGGGGGGUUUGGCAACCUCCCUUAUCACCCAAGGUCCCUGGAUAACAGGUGGGUGGCUCUCGGGCCUCUCUGGAUGGGCGGGGCCAGAGGGGCUGGGCGGGGCCUGUGGAGUCCCAGGCGCUAUAAAAGGAGCCCCAGGGGCAGGUGCCCCGCAUUGUCCUGACUGCAGCGACAUGGUGUUUCUCUGGUUCCUCUCCUGCUUCACCCUCGUGGGGGCCUCCUUCAGCUGUGGGGUCCCCACCAUCCAACCCGUGCUGAGUGGCCUGUCCAGGAUUGUCAAUGGGGAGGACGCUGUCCCUGGCUCCUGGCCCUGGCAGGUGUCCCUACAGGACAGCACCGGCUUCCACUUCUGCGGGGGCUCCCUCAUCAGUGAGGACUGGGUGGUCACCGCUGCCCACUGUGGGGUCACAACCUCUGAUGUGGUUGUGGCCGGAGAGUUUGACCAGGGCUCAGACGCUGAGGACAUCCAGGUCCUGACGAUUGCCAAGGUUUUCAAGAACCCCAAUUUCAGCUUGCUCACUGUCCUCAACGACAUCACCCUGCUGAAGCUGACCACGCCCGCCCGCUUCUCCCAGACCGUGUCGGCCGUGUGCCUGCCCAGCGCCGACGACGACUUCCCCGCCGGGAUGCUGUGCGCCACCACCGGCUGGGGCAAGACCAGGUACAACGGUGAGCCGGCCCCGCCCUCUCCACCCUCCAGCACCCUGCCCAUCAUAUCCAAUGAAGAUUGUAAGAAGUACUGGGGCAGCAAGAUCACGGACGUGAUGAUCUGCGCGGGCGCCAGCGGCGUCUCCUCCUGCAUGGGCGACUCUGGUGGUCCCCUGGUCUGCCAGGAGGAUGGAGGCUGGACCCUGGUGGGCAUUGUGUCCUGGGGCAGCAGCGUCUGCUCCACGUCCACGCCUGCUGUGUAUGCUCGUGUCACCGUGCUCAUCCCCUGGGUUCAGGAGAUCCUAGCCAACAACUGAGUCUGUGGCUCUGGCCAUCCCAACCCCAAGGGUCCCCAAUAAAACCAACUGUACAGAAACACUGUGUACACAUCUCCCUGUGUGGCCUGGACUAUGUGGGACUGCAGUCCUCCCUGUCACCCACCAAGGGGUCAGUGUUACUGCUCCC
Vicugna pacos (alpaca) is the source of this 1122-nucleotide messenger RNA. NCBI's taxonomy places the organism in Eukaryota, Metazoa, Chordata, Mammalia, Artiodactyla, Camelidae. The record is from RefSeq and is a predicted model, not a curated record.